CUGCUCCUUCAGAGACGCUCAGGUGGUGGCGGAAACCGGAAAGGCAAGAGUAAGAAAUGGCGACAGAUGCUGCAGUUCCCCCACGUCAGCCUGUGCGAGGAUCUUCGACAAACCCUCGAGCGGGACUACCACAGCCUGUGCGAGAAGCAGCCCAUCGGGCACAUGCUCUUUCGGCAGUUCUGCGAGACACGACCUGAGCUGUCACGCUGCGUCAAGUUCCUGGAUGCCGUGGCAGGGUACGAAGUGGCUCCAGAUGAGAAGCGGAAGGAAUGCGGGCAGCACCUGAUUGAAAAGUACUUGAAGCCAAAUAGUGAGGACCAUGUGCCUGAAGUCCCCGCACAGCUGGUUGAUGCCUGUUGUGAGAGGCUGGAGCAGGAACCUUCCAAGGAGCUCUUCAAGGAAUCCACUAAGCUUAUCCACGACUACCUGAGUGUGGCUCCGUUUGCCGACUACCUCGACAGCUUGUACUUCAACCGCUACCUGCAGUGGAAAUGGCUGGAACGGCAGCCAGUGACCAAAAACACUUUCCGCCAGUACCGUGUGCUGGGCAAGGGCGGUUUUGGGGAGGUGUGUGCCUGCCAAGUGCGUGCCACGGGGAAGAUGUACGCCUGCAAGAAGCUGGAGAAGAAACGGAUCAAAAAGCGGAAGGGAGAGGCCAUGGCCCUGAAUGAGAAGCAGAUCCUGGAAAAAGUGAACAGUAGGUUUGUAGUGAGCUUAGCCUAUGCAUAUGAAACUAAAGAUGCUCUCUGCCUAGUGCUGACCCUCAUGAAUGGAGGGGACCUCAAGUUCCAUAUCUACCACAUGGGAGAGGCCGGCUUCGAGGAGCCCCGGGCGGCUUUCUAUGCUGCCGAGAUCUGCUGUGGCCUCGAGGACUUGCACCAGGAGAGGAUAGUGUACAGGGACCUGAAGCCAGAGAACAUAUUGCUGGAUGACCACGGUCACAUCCGUAUCUCAGACCUGGGGCUAGCUGUGCACGUGCCAGAGGGCCAAACAAUCAAGGGCCGGGUGGGGACAGUUGGCUACAUGGCUCCGGAGGUGGUGAAGAACGAGCGCUACACAUUCAGCCCAGACUGGUGGGCUCUGGGCUGCCUGGUGUACGAGAUGAUCGAGGGACAGUCCCCCUUCCAGCAGCGCAAGAAGAAGAUCAAGCGGGAGGAGGUGGAGCGGUUGGUGAAGGAAGUGCAGGAGGAGUACUCGGAGAAGUUCUCGCCCUGCGCCCGCUCCCUCUGCACCAUGCUCCUGUGCAAAGACCCUCUGGAGCGCCUGGGGUGCCGAGGAGCUGGGGCCAAGGAAGUGAAGGAGCACCCUCUCUUCAAGCACCUCAACUUCAGGAGGCUGGAAGCAGGCAUGCUGGACCCCCCCUUCAAGCCAGAUCCCCAAGCCAUCUACUGCAAGGAUGUUCUGGACAUUGAGCAGUUCUCCACGGUGAAAGGGGUGGAGCUAGAGCCCACGGACAAUGACUUCUACCAGAAGUUUGCUACGGGAAGCGUGCCCAUUCCUUGGCAGAACGAGAUGAUCGAGACGGAGUGUUUUAAGGAGCUGAAUGUCUUUAGCACAGACGGCACAGUGCCCCCAGACCUGGACUGGAAAGGGCAGCCUUCUCCGCAGCCCAAAAAAGGGUUGCUCCAGCGCUUAUUCAGCAGACAGGACUGUUGUGGAAACUGCAGCGACAGCGAGGAAGAGCCCACCCGGCUGUAG
Messenger RNA from Opisthocomus hoazin, 1698 nucleotides. Lineage: Eukaryota; Metazoa; Chordata; Aves; Opisthocomiformes; Opisthocomidae. The record is from RefSeq and is a predicted model, not a curated record.